This is a messenger RNA of Podarcis raffonei (Aeolian wall lizard), 3232 nucleotides long. It is a transcript of the gene CAMK2D, whose product is annotated as calcium/calmodulin dependent protein kinase II delta. The coding region runs from base 1228 to 2892 and encodes 554 amino acids. Gene Ontology annotation, cellular component: neuron projection; cytoplasm. The record is from RefSeq and is a predicted model, not a curated record. The transcript is spliced from 21 exons. Gene Ontology annotation, biological process: protein phosphorylation. NCBI's taxonomy places the organism in Eukaryota, Metazoa, Chordata, Lepidosauria, Squamata, Lacertidae. Gene Ontology annotation, molecular function: calmodulin binding; ATP binding; calcium/calmodulin-dependent protein kinase activity.
UGGAUGGAACGCUGUGAAGGGCGGAUGGAAUCACCCGGGAGGGUGGGGCGGCUUCCCUCCGCGGAGGCUUCGGCUUGGGAGAGCAGCGGGAGGGAGAAGAGCGGCCCCAAGAGUCUCUCCUCCGAAGGCGGGCUCGGCUAAAGGCCGGAGUUUCAAAAGGCAUUAGAAAUACAUUUCACCAAAACCCUGCAAUUAAGGACGGAACGGAGUAUAUCGUUUAGGCGAGUGCGAGCACACGGAGUCGCAACGUCCUUCCCUUUGCAUCCGCCGAGGGGGGAAACAAAACAAAACAUAAGCAACCCUCGCCCAUUCAGACGACCCUCUUGGGAGCAUUCGCGUGCUCACACGCCCUAGGGACAAAAGAGCCGGGGAGGAAGCGGGAUUAUCGCUUCGAGCAAGGACCUUUCCGGUCCCCUCCCGCGGGUGUGUAGAAGCCGCGGAGGCUUAGACGAAGGAAGGGCGGCACAGCGAGCAGGAGCGGGAGAGGUCAGGCGAGUCUCGCCGUGCCCAGCCGGGCGAACGGGCCUGCCUAGCCGUCGCUAGAGGGAGGUGUGGCACAGCGCAGAGCGGCGGCGGCGAGCGGGGGGAACCGCCGGGGCGACGGCUGCCGGAGGAAGAGAAGGGAGGAGAAAGAGGAGGAGAAGCGCCCGAGCCACCGCUUCCUCGCAACUCCCUGCCUGCUGCGCUCCUUUGCCCGGAGCGCAACCCUUCCUCGCCCACGGAGAAGGGCUGGUCUGCGCGAGGCGCAGAGGCGUCGCCCGGGCAAGAGAGGCGUCCGAGUCGCCCUCGCCUCCCGUUUUCCUGUUUCCCUCUCCAACAACCUCGCCUUCCGAUCCCUAGUAGCUGCUGCUUAAUAAGCCCGUCGAGGCUCCUCGUGCAACUCUCCGCGCCUCUGUCGUCGCCUUUGCGUCCUCUCCGUCGGAUGGCACCUUUCCCCUAGACAGCUCGCCCGAGCAUUUGCCAAGGAGGAAGGUCGCGGGGACUGAGGGGGAGCAGCGCGCCUCCCUCCCUCUCCUUCCCCUCCUGCUCUAUAACCCUCGCAAACAAACAAGUCAGCCGGAAAGUGGAAAGGAGCUGCCAAGAGGGAGCGUGGCCGAGAGGAAGAGGAGGAGGAGGAGAAGCGCUUCUGCCCUCCCCCGCCGCGUCCUGCCCGCGCCCCCUGCCGAGCCUACCUUUCCUCCUCGCCUUCCUCGGUGGUGCCAGCAGGAGCGAGCCCUACGGCGGACGAUGGCUUCGACCACCACCUGCACCAGGUUCACCGACGAGUAUCAGCUCUUCGAGGAGCUCGGCAAGGGAGCUUUUUCAGUGGUGAGAAGAUGUAUGAAAAUCACUACUGGACAAGAAUAUGCUGCCAAGAUUAUCAACACUAAAAAGCUAUCAGCAAGGGAUCACCAGAAAUUGGAAAGAGAAGCUAGAAUCUGUCGCCUUUUGAAGCACCCCAAUAUCGUGCGACUUCAUGACAGCAUAUCAGAAGAAGGAUUUCAUUACUUAGUCUUCGAUUUAGUCACUGGAGGUGAAUUAUUUGAGGAUAUUGUUGCAAGAGAAUAUUACAGUGAAGCAGAUGCAAGUCAUUGUAUACAGCAGAUUCUAGAAAGUGUUAAUCAUUGUCACCUAAAUGGCAUAGUUCACAGAGACCUGAAGCCUGAGAACUUGCUCCUAGCUAGCAAGUCAAAGGGAGCAGCGGUAAAACUGGCAGAUUUUGGAUUGGCUAUUGAAGUGCAAGGUGAACAACAGGCUUGGUUUGGUUUUGCUGGUACGCCAGGAUAUCUUUCCCCAGAAGUACUACGAAAAGAUCCCUAUGGAAAGCCAGUAGACAUGUGGGCAUGUGGUGUUAUCCUCUACAUUCUCUUGGUGGGAUACCCUCCUUUUUGGGAUGAAGAUCAGCACAGACUCUACCAACAGAUCAAGGCUGGAGCGUAUGAUUUUCCUUCACCAGAAUGGGACACGGUGACCCCAGAAGCCAAAGACCUCAUCAACAAAAUGCUUACAAUCAAUCCUGCCAAACGUAUCAAUGCAUCAGAGGCCCUCAAACACCCCUGGAUCUGUCAACGUUCUACUGUGGCUUCUAUGAUGCACAGACAGGAGACUGUAGACUGCCUGAAGAAAUUCAAUGCAAGAAGGAAACUUAAGGGUGCCAUUUUGACAACUAUGCUGGCUACAAGAAAUUUCUCAGCAGCCAAGAGUUUACUGAAGAAACCUGAUGGAGUGAAGAAAAGGAAGUCAAGUUCGAGUGUUCAGAUGAUGAUAAACAACAAAACCAACGUGGUAACCAGCCCCAAAGAAAAUAUUCCUACCCCAACGCUGGAGCCCCAAACUACCGUAAUCCACAACCCAGAUGGAAAUAAGGAAUCCACAGAGAGCUCCAACACAACCAUUGAAGACGAAGAUGUGAAAGCUCGUAAGCAGGAGAUUAUCAAGGUUACUGAGCAGCUGAUUGAAGCUAUCAAUAAUGGGGAUUUUGAAGCCUACACGAAGAUAUGUGAUCCCGGCCUCACCUCAUUUGAACCUGAAGCUUUGGGAAAUCUCGUAGAGGGAAUGGACUUCCACCGGUUUUACUUUGAGAAUGCUUUGUCUAAGAGCAACAAGCCAGUCCACACCAUCAUCCUGAAUCCACAUGUCCACCUCGUGGGGGAUGAUGCUGCCUGCAUUGCGUACAUACGGCUGACUCAGUACAUGGAUGGGAGUGGGAUGCCCAAGACAAUGCAGUCGGAAGAGACGCGAGUCUGGCACCGCCGCGAUGGGAAAUGGCAGAAUGUUCACUUCCACCGUUCAGGAUCACCAACAGUACCUAUCAAGAUCAGUAUAUUAUCUGCACUCUGGAAACAACAAGAUGCAUUGACCAAGAUAGCAUCAGAGUGUUCAGGCUUUCGCCACACCUUAAAUACAGUAUAGGCAAUUCCCCAUUCCCACAAGCCAAAGGGACGGCCAGGUAUGGUUUAGGAGGACUCACCAGGGUGCUCUUUUUGCAAUUUUGUGUAUGCGCACAUGGGCCCGAAACAGAACCCCUGCAUAAAUGGAGCAUCACCUGUAUUGCAUAGUGGAAACUUGAGUUGUAAUUCACAAUAGCAUAUGAUGAACAAAGCUUUGCUUAUAUCUUUGUCUUGAUCAAAUCAUUAUCAUGUUGAUUUAUUUGAAUGAGGAUCGAUGUUAUUGAGCAAUUCCCUACAAGGGAUAAACAAAAAAGGGUGCAUGGAUAAUUUGCACCUGUUUGUACUUUUAAUAAAGGGACGUG